This is a messenger RNA of Camellia sinensis, 3388 nucleotides long. RefSeq names its product IAP-like protein 1. Gene Ontology annotation, cellular component: nucleus. The record is from RefSeq and is a predicted model, not a curated record. Gene Ontology annotation, molecular function: zinc ion binding. Lineage: Eukaryota; Viridiplantae; Streptophyta; Magnoliopsida; Ericales; Theaceae.
GAGGCAGUCUCGUUCCUCAACUCAAUCGUUAAAGCGACAAAACAACACAGAACAGAGCUCUCCAAAGACGAUUCAGCACAGAAGAGAGAGAGAGAGAGAGAGAGAGAGAGAAUGAAGGAAGAGGUAAUCAGCUCUUCGGGGCAUUCACUAUUGCCUCCCAAAUCAUCUUCUCCACCUCCAACACCAACCCCAACCCCAACCCCAACCCCUGCUGCUAGUUCUGCAGGGGCAUCAUCUCCUGCUGUGCCAGUAAACGUUGGAAGUAUUGACUGGUUGGGUCAUGGACAGGGUUCUAAAGCAGGUUCUCUAUCUCGCAUUGGCUCACAACCUCUGUGGACUUCGUUGAGUACGAGUGCUGGUGGUUCUGCCCUUGGAUCAUCACAACCUUCAUGCAGACCAUGGGAAAGGGCGGAUUUACUGAGGCGUCUGUCUACAUUCAAGCCUGCAAAUUGGUUUGGGAAGUCUAAGGCUGCCAGUUCGUUGGCUUGUGCCAGAAGAGGCUGGGUAAAUGUUGAUGUUGAUAAGAUUGAGUGUGAGUCAUGCAGUGCAAACCUGCAGUUUAUUUCAUCAACUUCCUGGACACCUUCGGAAGCUGAUAGUGCUGCAGAAGACUUUGCCAAGAAGCUAGAUGCAGAUCACAAACUCACUUGUCCUUGGAGAGGAAACUGCUGUGCAGAAAGCUUGGUGCAGUUUCCUCCUGCUCCCCCAUCAGCUCUUAUUGGUGGUUAUAAGGAUCGCUGUGACGGACUCCUGCAGUUUCUCUCCCUCCCAGUUGUGGCUGCUUCAGCAAUUGAGCAGAUGCGAGUUUCUCGGGGCCUGGAAAUUGACCGAUUUCUUAUUCACUCACAGGCUUUUACAGCUGGGGAAUCUAACUUUAAGGCAGAGAAUAUUACAGGAAUGGAAAACACCAGAGAGGAGGCCUUCUGUAUAUACUCUCGUGCUCAGAAGCUAAUAAGUUUGUGUGGAUGGGAACCAAGAUGGCUUCCAAAUAUUCAGGACUGUGAAGAAAAUUCUGCUCAAUCAGCCAGGAAUGGAUGUUCAAUUGGUCAUACCAGAUACCAUGGUCACGAAGCUGGUCCUAGCAAGAAAGCAUUCUCUGCUUCAAACAGGAAAGAUUCUGGAAAGAAUGAAGUGCUUGGUCCCGUGUCUAAAUCUGAAUCUAGGUCACCUUUGUUAGACUGUAGCCUAUGUGGAGCCACAGUCAGAAUCUGGGACUUCCUCACUGUAUCUCGUCCUGCUCGCUUUGCUCCUACUAAUGACAUUCCUGAAACAAGCAAGAAAAUGGCUUUGACACGUGGUGUAAGUGCAGCAAGUGGAAUCAGUGGAUGGGUUGCUACUGAUGGUAUAGAAAAAGAGCAGACUGAGGACCAUGAUGAAGCUGCAACAGCGGAUGAGGGGAAAUCACAGUCAAAUGUUGGGGUGGAUUUAAAUCUAACGAUGGCUGGUGGGUUAUCCUCUACACAAUUGCACAUGACAAUGACGUCUGAACAAUUCCAAAAUGCUGAUAUGGGAAGGGAUCUAAUAAUUGGGCAGCCUUCCAGCAGUGAGGUCGGUGACCGUGCUGCUUCAUAUGAAUCACGAGGUCCCAGUACACGUAAGCGGAACUUGGAUGAAGGUGGAAGUACUGUUGACAGGCCACAUUUGAUGAUGCAGCAAGCAGACAGCAUUGAAGGGACUGUCAUUGACCGUGAUGGUGAUGAAGUCGAUGAUGGUAGACAGUACUCAGCUGGCCCCUCAAAGCGUGCCCGUGAUUCUGAUGUUUUUGACACCUACCGUUCAUCAUAUAGGAGAGAUUCAUCUGGAGCUGGUCCUAGCCAUUCUGUGGGUUUUGACAUUGAAACAGAUGUUCACAGAGUUGAUCCUUUCCACCCGGGCAAUGAACAAAUUAUUGGUAUACCAUCCACUCGAGAUUCAACGCACGUCUCCUCUGUUAUUGCAAUGGACACAAUCUGUCACAGUGCAGAUGAUGAUUCUAUGGAAAGUGUAGAAAACUAUCCUGGAGAUGUUGAUGACAUCCAUUUCCCCUCUACAUCAAUGUUUAAGAAUCCAGAUUUGAAUGAGACAUCAGAACUGAACUACAGUAAUCAAGCACAGCAGAGUACCUGUCCAGCUACCCUGAGAAUUGCUGGUGAAAUGGGUGUUAGCAGCACAAUUGAUGGUGAGGAAGUAUUAAAUACAGAUACUGCAACUGCUCAUUGGAGAGAUGGACCUAGCUUUGGUAUUAGUGGAGGAAGUGUAGGAAUGGGUGCUAGUCAUGAAGCUGAAAUCCAUGGGAAUGAUGCUUCUGUACAUAGAGCAGAGAGUGUUGUUGGUGAUGUGGAGCCAAUUGCUGAAGUCACUGAAAAUCAGGGUCAAACAGGUGAAUUUGCUGCAGAUCCUGGUCUAAUGGGUGAUUUUGUCCCUGAAGAAAUGGAUCGAGAGGAUCCUCAUGGUGACAGUCAAGAUGUGUUGUUUCGGCCUCUAGGACGGGCAGAUAGUGGCUCAAAGAUUGUUGGCUCAGCAAAGGCUGAAUCUGUUGAAAGUGGUGAGAAAACCAGCAACACAAACAUAUUAGCCCAGGAGAACAGUACUCAUCCUUCUCUUUCUUGCAAUGCCAUUGUAUGUUCUGGUUAUGAAGCAUCCAAGGAAGAAGUAACUCAGGCUGGCAAGGCAUCACUUACUGAUGAUUGCGGAUACCCUGACUCAAGUUAUUUGGUGGCCAAUGGGAUAGGGCCUCCAAAUGGAGAAAGCAACUAUGAAGAAGCUGUUGAUUUUGAUCCCAUUAAACAUCACAAUUACUUCUGUCCUUGGGUGAAUGGUAAUGUUGCCGCAGCAGGCUGUAGUAGUAGCAGUGGCUCCAGUUCCAGUGCUGGUGUUAUAGCUCUUUGUGGUUGGCAGCUGACUUUGGAUGCCUUGGAUGCCUUCCAAUCACUAGGACAUGUCCCAGUCCAAACUGUUGAGUCUGAAUCAGCUGCAUCUCUAUACAAGGAUGAUCAUCUAACUCCAAGUCGAAAACUUCUGAAUCACCACUCCUUCAGCAAAAGCCUUGGCCAAAGCUGAAUGAAUCUCAAUCCUGAGCAGUGCCAACAGUAAUGGUUUGUAUCCUGCCCUAGUUAUAAUAUGAAUGGUUUACUAGUUUGUGCUGUGGUGGAAGCAAUCCGUAAGAGCGACAUCGGGCAUUCUGUUAUUCGUAGUGUUCAUUGAGACUUUUGAAAAGUUGAAUGUUGAGUUUUUUUUUGAUCUUUGGAUUUUUAUUUUUAUUUUUUUCUUGUGGUUGUGAGUGCAGUAAUUAUAAUAAUUACAUACUUGGAUAAUAGUGAGGUUGAUUUUUUCUUCAUUUUGGUUGAACAAUUGGGACAUAUGUAAAUGUUUUUAUCAGGCAUUACAACUGCUGUUAUUAAUUAUUUUA